Molecule: messenger RNA, 690 nt
Organism: Pseudopipra pipra
Lineage: Eukaryota; Metazoa; Chordata; Aves; Passeriformes; Pipridae
Gene: KGD4
Product: alpha-ketoglutarate dehydrogenase subunit 4
Exons: 4
Coding region: 16-432 (138 amino acids)
Biological process (GO): 2-oxoglutarate metabolic process
Molecular function (GO): oxoglutarate dehydrogenase (succinyl-transferring) activity
Source: RefSeq, a predicted model, not a curated record
UUGGUUUUACUGGCAAUGCUGAGGCGGCGGUUUGGUUGCGCAGCCCCGCCUGCCGCAGGCGUUCCCCCGCUGUGGGCGGGGCCGGGCGCUGCCCACGGGCUCGUCACCAUGGGCAGCAAGAUGGCGGCCGCCACCCGAGCGGUGCAGGUAGUCAAGCCACAUACUCCAUUAAUUAAGUUCCCUGACAGAAAAAGUGGUCCCAGACCUAAAAUACAGGAAUCUCUACAACCACAUGUGCCAUCUCUCCAUGCUUCAAAAGCACAAGAGUCUAUAGGAGGCAGAUCACCAGCAUUUCAAAAUAUUUCACCUGUUAGUAGAGUACAAGGUACACCAGAUACUUCUGAAUUAGCAAGAACCUUACCUCAGAAAUACAGAAGGAAACAAAUGUCAGAUGAAGAGAUUGAAUACAUUCAACGUGGAGGUCCAGAAUAAGUGUAGAAGAUAGUUUGCUGGCCACUGCUGAAGAAUGAAGUACUAUAUUCACAAUAAAGGCAUUUCCUUAAUAUUAAAAAUUAUUGUAUACUAAUAGCUUUAAUAAAAACCCAUAUGAUGGGUGACGAGGUUGAUACAACACAUAAGAUACCAAUUUGUGACUGAGAAGGAUUCUCUGUUGGUGGGUAACUAGCAAUUGAAUAUAUAUGAUGUCUGCACAAUUAAAAUAUUUUUUUAAUUAGCCAUUUGCAAAGUCAA